Messenger RNA from Mytilus trossulus (common blue mussel), 6994 nucleotides. Its product is annotated as transcription factor 4-like. Gene Ontology annotation, cellular component: transcription regulator complex; chromatin. The record is from RefSeq and is a predicted model, not a curated record. Gene Ontology annotation, biological process: regulation of transcription by RNA polymerase II. The transcript is spliced from 22 exons. NCBI's taxonomy places the organism in Eukaryota, Metazoa, Mollusca, Bivalvia, Mytilida, Mytilidae. The coding region runs from base 281 to 2653 and encodes 790 amino acids. Gene Ontology annotation, molecular function: RNA polymerase II cis-regulatory region sequence-specific DNA binding; DNA-binding transcription factor activity, RNA polymerase II-specific; protein dimerization activity.
AUUGUAUUCAAAAUGUAAAAAACUGAAAAGUUUAUAUUUUAAUUCAAUCAAUGCAGUCGCUUGAUUUCAACUCAAUAAUCAAAUAAAUGGUAAACAAAGCGAUUUCAAAUGUCAGCCGCUCCGCGUAGGAAUAUCAACUUCGGUACGCCGUCACGACAAAGAAAAUAUCGAACAAUGUCAGAAAAUUAAGGAUAAGGUUAAUUUCAAGUGCAUGAAAAGUCCUUAUAACUCAUUGGAAGUUAAAAAUUGGAAUCCCUACUCGUAGGGUAGAGUUUCAAGCAUGAUAAAUUCUGACGGGUUGGAAGAUCGCCAGGGCGGUUGGCAAAACCGUCGCCCACAAAGAUUUAUGCAUGGAAUGGGACCAACAUUUGGUGACCGGAUGAAUGUUCAUUCUGAUAAAGAACUAAAUGACUUAUUAGAUUUCAGUGCAAUGUUUUCUCCACCAACUGGAGGAAAUGGUGGCCACCCUGGUAACCACCCUGGCGGACACCCUGGUGGUCAUCCUGCUGGUCAUCCUGCUGGUCAUCCUGCUGGUCACCCUCCUGGGAUGAACUAUAAACAAGGUAUGGAUGAUGGAAAUUGGCAGCAAGGAAACCCCCCUCCAGGACACGCUCCUCCCGGACACGCCCCUCCUGGACAUCCCCCUCCAGGACAUUACAAUAAUCAUCAGAUUCCAUAUGAUGGACAAAAUUAUGACGGCCAAAAUGAUAAUAUGCAUCCCUUUAUGACUAAAGACCACAGACAACAAUAUGGACCAGGCAUGAACUCACAACAGCAACAGGGAAUGAUGGGUAAUAGUAUGCCGAUGUCACCUGACACCCUGUCACCUGGAGGUAAAGCUGCAUUCUUCCGAGGACGACGGCAAAGUGGUCACAGUGCACCUGGAAAACGAUCAAAGGUUUAUCCGCCGGCCCCCAGCCCGGAAGACUAUCAAGAUUCCCCCAACAGAUACACCUCCCCAAAACCCCUUUAUGGGGAAGGGGGAUAUUAUAUGGAUCCCUCGACUCCUCACAGUCAACCGGAUCCUUGGUCAUCGAAUAAUGUUCCCCCCACAUCAACAUAUCCUUCAUCCAUGUUGCCUGGCAACAGUCAUCAGCAGUACAACUCAAACAUGCAUCAUGAAAUGCAGGGCUACCCUGCCAUGUCACCUUCACAACAUGACAACAUGAUAAACUCUGGUCUUCCUCCAAUGUCCACCUUCCGUGGUGGUCAGCCAACAACAUCUGCAUAUUCCAGUACAUCUCCCACGGUCAAUGGUGGGACGGAAAUGAUACGACCCCCAGCCAGUUCACAGACAGGCGACGCCUUAGGAAAAGCAUUAGCCUCGAUAUAUUCACCAAAUGAACAUACAAGUAGUAAUUAUGGUUCAAACCCUUCAACGCCAGUAUCAUCUCCAUCCCCAUUAGCUGGUUCAUCAGGCCAGUGGCAGAGACCAGUACAACAGAGUUCUACCUCACCCCAUUUUGUUGAAGGAGGAGGAGGAGGCACACUCCAUUCUUUACAGAGUCGGAUGGAGGAAAGAUUAGACGAUGCAAUACAUGUUUUACGACACCACGCUGAGCCGAUUCAGAUGGUCGGCCAGCAAGGAAUGAUGCAACCGUCACAUUCCAAUGGUAUCAUGGGAUAUGGUGGCGGUAUGGGAUCAAAUACCAUUGAGGCCUUGGCAACACAACACAACUCAUUAUCAGAGAACCGAACCAGUACUUCAGAACAAUCUAAACCUGAUUUACACAAUUUAGAACAAAGUCAGACACUUCAACAAAAGACUGCACAGAAAGUCGAUAAAAAAGACAGUAAAGGUAAAGACACAGAGACAGCCGCCAAACCACCUCCAGCUAAACGAUCUCGAUGGACAGCUAAAGAGAAAGUGGUUGAGCCUGUAGGACCAGCAUCGCCAACAUCAAGCAUUGGAGACGACCCAAAUGAAUCUCCUGAAACUAAACUAGAAAGAGAGAGAUUGAGGAGGCAAGCCAACAAUUGUAGAGAAAGCACUAAUGAUGUGGGGGAGGAGGACGAAACAACAGAAACCAAACUUCAACGGAAACUCACAAGGAGACAGGCUAAUAAUGCUACAGAAAGGGUACGAGUACGAGAUAUAAACGAAGCCUUUAAAGAAUUAGGAAGCAUGGUAACAUUACACUCAGGAAGCAGCCAACCUCUCACAAAACUAAUGGUUUUACAACAGGCUGUUAAUGUCAUUACAACACUAGAACAACAAGUCAGAGAACGAAAUCUCAACCCUAAGGCAGCCUGUCUGAAGAGACGGGAGGAGGAGAAAGGGGAUGAGAUACCAGGGGGGCGGGGCAUGACAUCAGAUGACAUUGCUGCACAGCAAGCAGCUUUGGCAGCUAGUCCGUCCAUAGGAAAUCGUGUGGGAACAAUGCAUGGGAAUUAUUCUUAUAUGUCCGGACAAGAAAACAAUCCUUUAUCGAUGUCGGACAAAUACGGUGACGUUAAAUACGACUGUCGUGAAAGUCCUUCCAAACCUGUCAUGGACGGGUCACAGACAAUGUCGGCCAUGCAUCAUAACAUGUACGGUAUGAUGCAGGACCAAUGUGGCCCAGAUAUAUCAUGUCUCGCCCAGGGUAUGGCCCAGGGAAUGUCAUCGGAACCUCAGCAUCAACAACAUCAACAUGAUCAAGGGAACUGCUAGCAGAACAUUUUUAAGACUGCUUUCUCGUGGUACCAGUUCAUCAAAACAAAAAAACAUUUGUGGGUCAUAUUUUGUCGUCUGCUCGAAAGUUGUAAAUGAACUUUUGUUAUUGAAGAGGAGUUUCUUGUUUGUAUAAGGAUUUGUUAGUAAUUGAGAAUCUCAAUUUUGAAUUUGCGUCUCUAAUAAUUAGAUAUUUUCCGUUAAUAACUUCACACUUUUAAUCAAGAUUUUUUUUUUUUUUUUUGGAAAAAUGAUUAAACAAAGGGGUUUGAAGCACAUUGAAUUAUCCUGCUGUUUUAAACCAUGCCAAAAGAAAAAUCAUUGCCAAAAAAAUAUUUGAAUUUGAAAUUCAGAUUCUGAGAUAUUGUAAAAAGAGUAUGAUGUUCAAGAUUUGAGUGAUUUCUUUUUAUAAAGUUCAAGAUUUAAAUGAUGGAGUUAAGGAAUACACUGAUGCAAUAAAAUUGUGUUUAUAUUUUUGUUACUAAUAACUAUGGUUGUAUUUGUUCAUAUUUAAAGUGCUUUUGUCCAUUAUUUAAAUUAAGUUUUUGUAUUAUUAUCUUUUAGAUUUUUAUGAAGUUCUAACUUCAGAUCGUAUGUGUGUAUGAUUAUUACUUUCCGGUAGAACUACUACACUGUUUGUGUGUCAUAAAAAGUCUAAAAUAUUUUGUAUUAAAUUAUGAUUGAAUGAUGAUGAUGAAAUGUUAGAAAUGAAAGUUUGAUUUCUCCAUAUUUUCUGUACUAACAUAUCCAAUCUGCUGUUUCUGCUUUGUGGAAUUUGUACAUACAAAAACUCGAGUUUAUUUGGUUAAGUUGACAAAAGAUGAUUUAUCAGUUUUCUUUGACCAAUUAUCAAUGUCUCAAAUCAGUUUUUACUGGACUUGCUAAGUUGUGUUAAGUUGUGAACCACAAGUUGCAUUUUCUUCACACAGAUGUGUAAAGGUAUGAACCACACUUUGUAUAAUCUUCACACAGAUCUGUUAAAUUUAAGAAUCUGUUGUUAAAUUAUUUCUUAGUUAUGAAUAUGGAUGAAAUAUGGUGCUUUGAAAGCCAAAAAUUGUUAAGUUAAUUCUUUUUAAAGCUAUGAUAUUAUUUUUGUUGAUCUAAAAUUCAGUUAUUAACUGUAUCAAGUCCUGCUUCAGAUAAAUUAGAAUUUGAAAACAAACAUAGAAAAUAAUUUUUAUGUACACUUAUAUAUUUACUUUCUUAGGCAGCCAUUAUUAAAAAUGCCUUUUUUCGGUAGAUGAAAAGCUCAAAAUAAGAAAUCUCUGAAUAUAGAUCUGAAUUUAACAACAGCAAAUUUGCUGUCAAAACUUAGUUAAUCUCCAUGACACAGAUAUUUUUACUUAUUUCAGAUUUUCAGAAUUUUCUCGACUUUCUGAAAAAAAUCUGUUUCGAUAAAAUUAUGAAAAUUUUUAAUGAUUUUUUCUGUAUAAUUAUUUUUUGAUAUAACUCAUAUAAAAAUACAUUAGUUACUGUUUCAUAUAUAUAUUUAUUUUCACAGGGUUAAACUUGCAAUAAAAAUUGAUAUGAAAUAAUAUACACACUGAAGUUUAUGUGAAAUAUUUUUAGUUCCAAACAUUAAGUUAUAAUAUAUUUGAUCAUGUUCAUCUUAUUUAAAUCAGAUUUCUGCAGUUGAGACAAUAUGAAAAGUUGAAUAUUUAAUUCAACCACAGUUCUUAAACAUUUUGGAAACUAUUUUUUUUAUAAUUCAUCAAAGGUUGAGUUCAUGACUUGUUAUAUGCAAUUUUUUUUUAAAUUCAAUUUUUUUUUUUUUUUUUUUUUUUUUUUUAAAUAUAUAAUUUGUUUGAAAUGGGUUAUUUUUCCUUUAUAGAUGCUAAAUAUGUCCUUUCAUACUUUUAAAAGGAUUUAUUUUUGUUAUCAAAUAACCAAAAUAACUUCUAAUGUUGUCAUGACUGCAGAAAUGUAAACAAACAAUAUGGUGCAGUUCGCCGUCUGCUCAGAUAUUUUGUACAUAGUGCAUCAAUACAUUGUAAUAUACCCAUCUGUCUGAGUGAUAUGUGAUAAUACAGGUAUGUACAAGUCACAAGUGUGUACAUGUGUAAUUACAAGUGCGGUCGUUGUGUAUAUGUGUGUGAACAAAGCUGAAAUUAGGUCUGAAAUAUUGGUUAAAGGGUUGUAGAAAAUGAUGAAAAAUCUGUUUCAAAUUUCUUAUAGAUAUUUUUUCAAGUUGAAAUUUUAUCUUAUAUUUUGAUGUGAAUUGUUAGACUUAAUUAAUUUGAAACAAAAGGUUUAAUCAUGGUUAACAAGAUACUUUGUUAUAUUAAUCUAGAUUUUUCAAGUUAGCUAAGAAUAUUUGUAUUGAAUGAUUAAUAUAGUGUGAAAUAUAAGGUUUAUAAUGGCACACAGAUUGACUAAAGAAAGAAUUUUUAAUAUAAGAUAGACAAAUAAUAUCAUUCUAAAACAAUUGUUUUGGUUAAAGUAGAUAUGAGGUUUAUAAACUAAAUAAACAAAACCAUAAGUAACCUCAGCCUGUGGCCUUGGUGAAUAUAGAUUUUUUUUUAAUAAACAUGAUUUAAAAAAACUUGAGUAACCUUUGUCUGCGUCCUAGCUGAAUACAGUAAUUUUGGGCAAUAAAUAUCUUAUCCACUUCAUAAAAGUUUUGUGUAGGACUAUAAUUAUGUUAUAUACAGUAAUCUACGAAUCUGCUUGGUUUUUUUCAAAACAAAUGAAUACUUUGUUUAAAAAUGAGUGAAUGUGCAUGCAUGUGAGUUUGUAUAUUUGAUUAUAACAAACUUUUUAAACAUUUUUUUGACCAAUUUUGAUUUUUACCAAACAUAUCUUCUCAGAUUUUAUUUUAGAUAGACCAUUUGCAUUAUUUUUUCAUUCCCGACUGAUUUUUUUUAAAAGUUUGUACCUUAUAAAUGUAGGGUAGCCAAAAGAUUUUUAUAACAUGGUGCUGAAAUGUUCAUAUUUUUUUUUUCUUUCCCUCAAUCUGAUGUACAUUUAAAUAUAAGUGUUUUGGCUUCAAUUAAUUGUUAAGAACUUUUAAAAGCCAAGAUUUUUUUUAAGAAUUUGAUGUAUAUGAAAUUCUGACAUGAAAACAAUUCUUCCACUGUCAACAUAAAAGUUCCAUGAUUAUUUUUUUUUCAAGCCACAACCAAAAUAGUUUUUUUUACCAAUUUGAAAAUUGUUUACAUUUACAUACAAAUUGUAUACAUGAUCUAUAUUUAGGAUAUUUUUAAUGUGUCUCAAUAACCAAGUUAAAAAAUGAUGUACAACCUCAUAAGUAAAACUAGGAAUUUGGAACAUUUGAAACUUCUUUUAUAAAAGUUGAAAAAAACUAUUUUAUUUUAAUUUUGCUGGAAUUUAUAAGUACAGGGUAUUUUUUGGUUUAUCUGUUUCAAAAUUGGCUUUUCUAUAAUAAAAAAAAAUGAUAUCCAUUUCUAGAACUGUCACUGUUUUGUGUUGAAGAUAUUCUUUUUUUUUUUUUUUACAAUUGUGUAAAAAUUACAUCAUGUAUUUAAUAUUUGGAUAUAUUCAGAUGAAAAUUUGCACCAAAUGAAAUUUCUUUGUUUCACAAUGAAAUCUGUUUUUCUAAUGUUUUUGAAUAUGUCCAGAAAUCUUGAAAGUAUAAAAUUAUGUAUUACUAUUUUAUUUUAUUUGUUGGCUUCAGUAAAAUGUUCAAUCUAUGAUUUUCAUAUAAUGUUGCAAUAUUUGAAUCUCAAAACUGUUGUUGGCAUGCAUAUAUUAGUUCAUCAAAGGGACAUAAAUCAUGUAUGAGAGGGGAGGUAACUCUAAUCAUCCUUCAUCCAAAUUUACAGAGAUCGUGCCUAUUUUGUAGAUUAAACAAGUUGAACAUUUGUACAUUUGAUUGUAUUGAAUAUCAUAUAAUAAACUUCCAACAUAUUUUUUUUUCAAUAACUGUUACAUAGAGAAUUUAGCCAAAUUAAAACCAAAUGCUAUUAAAAAAUAGUUUUUUGAAAUACAUGUGUAUGUUUAUAAUGUUGAAGUGAAGACAAGAAGUGGGCAGGGCAUCUUCUACUCUGAACUUAAAUGUGACCAGAAAAAAAUAUUUUUUUAAAGGAUAAAGUUCAAGAUUAAAAUGAUCAUUUUGAUGAAUUUCAAGAUUAAAAUGAUGAAGUUCAGGAUUACACUAAUGUGAUAUCUGGUUGUGAUGACACAAUGAUUUUCAAGCAAUAAAGAGACAAUAAUCACAAGCUAUAAAACACAAAUAUGAUCUGAAUAUUUAUACAUAUCGACUGCCAGUCAAGAACACUGCCAUGCCCCUUGCCCCGCCCACUUCUGUCUUCUAUCUUUGUUUGACUACUUUAUGGUAUAGUCAUUGCUGAAAAUGACACUUAAUAAAAUUUUAUUAUAGUU